Messenger RNA from Osmia bicornis bicornis, 13745 nucleotides. It is a transcript of the gene DIP2, whose product is annotated as disco-interacting protein 2 homolog A. The record is from RefSeq and is a predicted model, not a curated record. NCBI's taxonomy places the organism in Eukaryota, Metazoa, Arthropoda, Insecta, Hymenoptera, Megachilidae. The transcript is spliced from 17 exons. The coding region runs from base 2520 to 9095 and encodes 2191 amino acids.
CCCGGCCGCGCUCAUUACUCUCUUCCUUGCUUAUACUACUAGUGCCGCUAGUAUUACCGCAUCUACUUCUUAUUCAUCCUUUGCAUAAUAGUAAUAUUAUUGUAAAUAGUAUACUGUUACUACUAUGAAUGUUUCUGUUGUAAUCUGCGCCCCCCUCUCUCUCUCUCUCUCUUUGUCUAUAGCAUAUGCCUUUGUCUUUAUUUUGCCAUAACUACGACGGUGUUUACGUACAAUGGAUAAUUUUCCCGUGAAAAUAUCAAGGACUCGGUGCUCGUGUUACGAUACUAUGGAUUAUUAUUAGUUUAUCGGUAUUUGAUUAAAGAAGGUAUAUACGUGCCCUAUGUUAACCCUCGAAUGGCGGUGCUUCGACUCCGAGGGUUAAGAAUGCAUUGUUUAUCAGAAGGGAAGAGUAGGCCUCAGUGUCGACAAAGUGUCGCAGGAAUUCGAUCGAGAGAAGUAAAGCUUGUGAAAUAGCUUCACGUGGGCGAAGAAUACGACUACAUUAUUCCCUUAACCCUUUUACUAUGGACGACGUCCAUAUAUGUAUAUACGUAAUGGGAAAUCGGUUGUUAAUUGCAAAAUGCGUAUCGCAAACGGCUGACGAGAUUAGUAAUAAAUAAAUAAAUUAUGAAUCAAGAUUUAGCAGGUUGUUGAAAUUGAACGUUGCAAGCUCUGCACCGAGAAACCGGUAUCAUCGCGAGGCAUAAAUUUCAAGCGCAUUGCUUUUGAAAAUCCAACGUUUCAUUUAGAAAUCGCCAGAGAUAGCGGACCUUUGGAUCGAUCGAGAUCUAACGCGUUGGCGUGUCGAGGUUUCUUCGCGCAGUCUCGAAACUGUCUUUCCCCUCUCAUUCUCUCGUGUAAUUUCUUUUUUACCGGCGCGUAAUUUCAUCGUCGUACCGUGUUAUAGACGAGCUCGUGAUUGGAGAACGCGAAUUAACGAGAAUUAGUAAAAAGAAAAAGUUAGGUCAUGCAUUGACAGUGUUAGCAAAGAAAUCGAAGGAAAAAGUCUAAUACGCAUGCAGCGGAAUUCAUCGAGCUAUGACCAAAAUUUUCCCUUUCUCCUCUUAUGUAUCGGCCUUGAUCCACAAACUAAGCACUGUAUACACUAAUGCUUUUCUAAUCUGCAAAAACGAUAGCAGUCGUUUUUUACACGUAAUAAUAUCGUUUCAGCGUAAUACGCGUAGCGCGAAAUUCGAACUGUCUUGCGUGUUUCAAUGUGCAAACGUGUGCAAAACCGUGUUUCCUUGGUUCUGUUCGUCGAGUGCACAGUGAACGUUGAAAAGCCAGUGAAAGAAGUAUCUUGGAAAAUCAUAAUUCCUAUUUCUUUAUCGGGUUCCAUCGAAGGAGGAUACGUGUUUCCCAACGCGCCGCGCAGAGAAAUAAUAAAAGUACACGAGAGCGGUGUAGAGCGGCGGAGUAAAGGGUGAAAUCAAGUGUGUCGUAAUCGUUCGAGGGGCGGAGAAAGUAUCGUUCGAGAUGUUUUCAACGAUUCCAGAUGCUCUCUAGAUGAGUCCACGUUGUGUAUCAAACGAAGAAAAGAAAAAUCGUUCUGAUUUUGCAUGGAAAGAAGAAGAAGAAGAAGAAAAAAAAAGGAGGAAAAAUUCACAUCGUGUAACAUUUUAACGAGCUAACGUUUCUUCGGCAACCAGCUGCUUUUUGAUUCCGUGAUAUUAAUCGCGAUUUUACCGCUAUCGAGGAGCAACCAGCAGCUACGAGUUUCCUCGAGGCAGAACGCGGCGAGGAUGAUUUCGCGCGCUUUGAACAACGCUUGAAACGCGUGACGAGUCGAGUUUAAAAUCCGUCCUUCUCAUCCUCGUCCUGGUCUUUGCCAGCUUAAGUUAUUUUCCAUGCGAUUGUUGUCCGUCGAAACGGUUUUUGUCAAGGGAUCGUGAAUCUGUGGACGAAGGGCGAAAAGGGAAGAGUAGAAGGUCGAUGAAGAAGAAGAAGAAGAAGACGAAGAAGAAGGAGGAAAAGGAGGAGGAGGAGGAGGAACGAGGCAGCCACAGCGUCGAAAAAGGAAAGCCACGCUGAUUCGCGACUGGAAGACCUCGGUGUUGCACCUUAAGAUCGCAGAAACGCUCGAGCGUGCGAGGAAAGGAAGGAAGAUACCAACGAAAGAGAGAAAAGGAGACUGGUAGUAGAACCAGUGUGGGUUCAGGUGUUCUCUGUUGCUCUUCGGCUGGCUGGAAGGACUCGCGGAGGACCAAACCAGCCCUUCGAUUCUUCGCUGGCUCCUUCGAAAGGAUAUUUGCUUCGAAUUGCGCGAUAACUUGCGAAAACCAAGUCGAGGUUGAAGGGAACGGAAUUGAGAUUUCCAUUCUCGUCGAAGGAAAAUGAAACUCGAGGUCGUAAUCUGCUUAGUCGUAAAAUUCAUAUUGCAAAUUAUUCGAACAGCUUGAUCGGUGUGUAGACUAAUCAAGAAACAAGAUCCUAUACAUAUGGAGAUACUGGAAGAAAAAAUCGCGAAGACGAAACGGCGAAAGGAUAAAAUGCCAGCUGACGAGUCGACGGUUUGAACGAUGAGACCGUUGUCCUUCGAGAACUUGAGGAGGCUCGUGGGUCGCAAGAAGGACCGCAACGAGCCGUCCUUCAAGCGCAGCGAGUCCUUCAAAAGGAUAUCGAUAAGGAAAAGUUAUCUAGACCGGGGCAAACGUCGUAACAAGCUUCAGAAAAGCUUGGAACCGACCGUUCCUCCUACCAUCGAUACAAAUUCGAACGAGAAACCGAUCGAGAAGAGUGUCAUUAAGGAUCAGAAAGCGAAGAAACUUCAGGAUGACACGUUGACUCGCGAGUCCAUCAGUUACGACGAAUGGUUGCAAGGUGUCAGUUCGUCCUCGCGGGAGAAACUCGACCAGGUGCAUCGGGAGCAACAGCAGAACAAGCAAAACAGGCAACAUGGCGUGGCGAAGAGUAAAACUAGCAGCAAGUUUCAAAAGCAGAACGAUGCCGAUCACGUGGCUGAAGAUUUGAAAGUUCUCGAGCUGAAUGGAUCGCCGGUGUUGCACGCGAAAUCGUUUAAAAUUUCGAGUGAAACUGUUCAGGAGAAAAGCGGUAGUCAGCAGGAUAUUCUGCAGAUUCAGGAGCCUUCCGUGGAAGGACCUCCUAGUGUUAGCAUAAGUUUGGGUAGAAUUUGGAGGGACGCGGUACCGGUACCGUUUCCUUCGCCGUCUGGACCAUCGGUUCACCAUUCUCUGGACAGUGCUUUGAAGGAGAGGAAACCUCAGCCUACAGUGGCGAGAACGGUGUCCGCUCCGGAGAAGAGCGUCAUUGGAAAGGAUGCAUCGUCCGCGUUUGGCUUUUCGCUUAGGAUCGCCAGGCUGGCUGAUUUUCGAGCAGGGGGUACGAGAAAUGGUUUCUUUAACCGAAGAAAGUCCAAACCAUCUCCGAGCAUGAGCGGCGAGGGUUACUUCAAGCGAAGCAACGCUUCGAGACGAUCCAGUUCUCGACGACACGGAAAACGCGCCUCGCAGAAGACGAAGAAGUCAUCUCGUCCACCGAGAUCGAACAGCCCGGUGUGGUUCGUUCCACCGGAAAGACGUCGUUCGAGACGUCAACGACGAGUGUGGCGAGAGAUCAGAUACUUUCCCGAAACUGUGCUACCCGUAGUGGAGAAAAUCGACGAAUGGUCGUCGAAUUUAUCGGACGAUCAAUUCGACGACGCUAAAUUGCUACUUUCCGGUGAUUUCAACGACAGACCGGAAGGUGGAUCGAACUCUCCGGUCUCGUCCUCUUUGGGCUCGUUCUCCGCCACUUCUUCGUCGUCGUCCGCUUGCAGACCACCAAAGAUCAGCGACUUCAACGAGGACAAACUAUUCUCGGAAGAAUUGAGAAACAACGGUGUUCUCGCGCGAAGAACAACAUGGAGACCUAUCACUUCCAAUUAUUUCGCGAGCAAUCAGUUCCUCAGUUUCCUGUCGAAAGGCUCGAGCAACCUUGUUCACGGGAAAGAUAAGACGAGGCCGGAUUCGUUGAUGUAUUAUAGGUGUUUAUCGUCCAGCGACAGCGAGACCGAAGACGAGUCGAAUAAGUUUGACGGUGAACGGAGGAAAAAUUCGCACGUUACUCAUAGGCAGCAACAAUUAAAGAGACAGAGGUCGGGACUUCGAAGAAGACCUCUCAGAAGAAAAUCCCAGCUUCGAAAGGCUUCCUCUGGACAACCGGUGUUUCUUGUCAGGAAGUGCUCCUCCUUGAGGAAAAGACCUAGGGACAUUACACAGAAGGGCUACGAAAAGAAACGGACACGUCUACUUCAGCAAUAUGCCUCGAAGCAGCUGGGGGCUGAAAACGAUGGAGGAGGAGGUGGAGGAGGAGGUGUCUGCGUCCUCGGUAUCACUGGGGUGGAGAGAACGGGUUAUGGAAGCGGUGGAGGUGGUGGAGGUGGUGGUGGUGGUGUCGUUGGGGGUAUCGGCGUCGGCGUCGGCGUCGGUGGCCGACCGCAGCCACGUGCACGUCGCACGCAACGCCGUGUCACGCACAACGAGAAGCGCUAUCAUUCAGGAGGCCGGCUAGUACCUGGCGGGAUUGCCAGUCCCCCGGGAUCUGGCGGCUCCACCGGAAACACCGGGAACUCGAACUCGGCGGCUGCGAGACGCGGCAAUCGCAGACUGACGCGCAAUGAGAGCCGCUAUCAUUCCGAGGUGCGCCAGGAGGCGGUGCAGCAAGCUUUGGCGGCGAUGCAGGGUCGUCCAAAGCCAUCGUUGCCUAUGCCGUCGAAGAGAACCUCCGUGAUGGCCAGGAGUCCGGAUCGUGAACGUCGCGACAGUGGAGAAUCGAGCAGCGACGAGGACAGCGUCGUCACCGAAGAGAGUCCCGGUGCUGGUGGUCCAACAGGCACAGGAUUGUCGGAUACCAGCAGCACCGGUUCAGCACGAGACACGCCUCCGCCUCCGCGACCACCGGCUAGGAGACCUCCUGGUGCGGACAUCACGGACAUCGCUGAAUACGCUCCCCACGCUUACUGCAAUAUCCAGCCUCCGGACGUAACGCACACCAGCAACACACCGUCUGCCCAGCAGUCAACCAGGCGACCCGGCGCCGAUCGGGUCAAUCGUUACCACGUGGUAGAGGAUCAGAACAAUACAGGGACUACCGGUCGUUGGAAGGUAUCCGCGAAGAUUCAACAGUUGCUCAACACUCUGAAACGACCGAAGCGGCGACCGUUGCCAGAGUUCUACGAAGACGAUGAUAUAGAAUUGGAGAUUGCAGCUAAUCCGAAGGAUCCUAAUGCCCCUAAACCGGAGGGUGGUUCUAUGACCUCCGCGGUUGGUGAACCAUUGUCCGUGGCUGCGGGUUUACCUAGAUCUCUCGAGGCUGCUAUACAAAGGUACGGUUCAGCAUCGUACAAAGCACCAGUGGCAACCGUUCUAGAUCCGAACGGCAAACUUUGCGUAACGCUGACCUAUGGAAAACUUCUCAGUCGUUCUCAUAAAAUAGCCUAUACGCUGCUAAACAAGGCUCUAAGUCGUGGCGGCGAUUGCUGUCUGAAACCAGGAGAUCGGAUCGCGUUGGUUUAUCCAAACAACGACCCGAUUAGUUUCAUGUGCGCCUUUUACGGUUGCCUCCAGGCUGGCAUUGUACCUGUCCCGAUCGAGGUCCCGCUUACCCGUCGAGAUGCGGGUUCCCAGCAGAUUGGUUUUCUUCUGGGAAGCUGUGGAAUUCAGGUGGCGUUGACCAGCGAGGCUUGUCUAAAAGGCCUCCCGAAGACCGCGGCUGGCGAAGUGGUGGCUUUCAAAGGCUGGCCAAAGCUCCAUUGGUUUGUAACCGAACAUUUGGGUAAGACACCGAAAGACUGGCUACCGCCGCCUCGAUUAACCGACGACACACCAGCGUACAUCGAGUACACGACUGACAAAGAUGGCUCGGUGAUGGGAGUGACGGUGACCAGGUCAGCCAUGCUGGCCCAUUGUCGAGCUCUGACCCAAGCAUGUGGUUACACGGAGGGAGAGAACGCGGUAUGCGUAUUGGACUUCAAACGAGAGGUUGGUCUCUGGCACAGCACCCUGACCAGCGUUCUGAACGGGAUGCACGUGAUCUUUAUCCCGUAUGCCCUGAUGAAAGUGAAUCCAGCAAGCUGGAUGCAAAUGAUCACGAAACAUCGCGCCAGCGUGGCUGUGGUGAAGUCACGGGAUCUUCACUGGGGUCUACUGGCGACCAAGGAUCACAAAGAUAUCUCUUUGUCAUCGUUGAGGCUGCUGUUGGUCGCUGACGGUGCUAAUCCAUGGUCCCUUUCGUCUUGCGAUCAGUUUCUCUCGGUAUUUCAAUCUAAAGGCUUGAGACCGGAUGCUGUGUGUCCUUGCGCUUCCUCCAGCGAAGCGCUCACCGUUUCUGUGAGAAGACCGGGACGAGCUGGAGUGAACGCUACUGGGCGUGGUGUGUUGUCCAUGUCUGGACUGAGUUACGGAGUUGUCAGGGUGGAUCAGGAGAACUCGCUUACUUCUUUGACGCUUCAAGACUGCGGACAAGUCAUGCCUGGAAGUAUCGUGGUCGUGAUCAAGAUGGAAGGUCAACCGUUCAUCUGUAAAACCGACGAAGUAGGCGAAAUCUGUGUCCACAGUUCAGCGACUGGUAACCAAUACUGGGGAUUGCAAGGAUUGACGAACAACACGUUUAAAGUGUCUCCUCUGCAAGCUGAUGGAACUCCUCUUGGUGACGUGGAGUACACUCGUUCUGGUCUGUUGGGUUUCUUGGGUCCUGGUGGCCUAGUGUUCGUUUGUGGAUCUCGCGAUGGUCUCAUGACCGUCACCGGAAGGAAGCACAACGCUGACGACAUCAUAGCUACGGUACUGGCCGUCGAACCGAUGAAGUUCAUUUACCGUGGUAGAAUAGCCGUUUUCAGUGUACGAGUCUUGAGAGACGAAAGAAUAUGCGUCGUUGCGGAACAACGACCCGAUUGCAGCGAAGAAGAAAGUUUCCAAUGGAUGUCGCGGGUCCUUCAAGCGGUAGAUUCGAUUCACGCGGUUGGAAUAUACUGUCUAGCGUUGGUACCGCCGAACCACCUCCCCAAAACACCAUUAGGUGGUAUUCAUCUGUCGGAAACAAAACGACGCUUCCUAGAGGGUACCCUACACCCGGCUAACGUUCUACUUUGUCCGCACACUUGCGUUACCAAUCUACCAAAACCACGCGAAGUCCAUUCAGCGGGGGAUUCUGUUGCAGACGUUGGUCCGGCCAGUGUGAUGGUGGGCAACAUUGUUCAGGGUAAUAGAUUGGCUUCUGCUCAAGGACGCGACAUGGGUGUAUUGGACGAGGAUAGUGAUAACGCGAAAAAGUAUCAGUUCAUCUCGGAGAUUCUUCGAUGGCGUGCUGUCAGUACCUCCGACCAUGUAAUCUUCACGUCGCUGAACGCGAAAGGAGCAGUAGCAACAUCUUUAUCUUGCUCGCAAUUACACAAGAAAGCCGAACGAAUCGGGAAUCUUUUGUUGGAUCGCGGAAGAAUCAAUACAGGAGAUCACGUUGCGUUAAUAUUUCCGCCUGGUACAGACUUGAUAUGCGCAUUUUAUGGUUGUCUAUACGUUGGAGCCGUGCCAGUUACGAUCAGGCCACCUCAUCCGCAAAACCUUCAAACCACUCUGCCAACCGUUCGCAUGAUCGUAGACGUCAGUAAGUCUGUGCUCGUGCUGACGAAUCAAAAUAUCUUGAAACUGUUGAAAACAAAGGAGGCGAACAAUGUCGUUGACAUAAAGAGCUGGCCGACGAUUCUCGAUAUGGAUGACAUGCCAAAGAAGAAGCUACCUGUUAUGUAUCGAGCACCUACGGCGGAGAUGUUGGCUUACCUAGACUUCAGCGUCUCGACUACAGGCAUGCUUGCAGGAAUAAAAAUGUCUCACGCAGCAGUGACGUCUUUGUGCCGUGCCAUGAAACUAGCCUGCGAAUUGUACCCAUCUAGGCACAUCGCUCUGUGUUUGGAUCCUUAUUCUGGAUUAGGAUUCGCUCUAUGGUGUUUGAGCAGUAUAUAUAGCGGUCAUCAUUCCAUACUUAUACCUCCGUCGGAGGUGGAAGCCAACCCAGCGUUGUGGCUAUCGGCAGUUAGCCAGUCCCGAGUAAGAGACACGUUUUGCUCUUACGGUGUAAUGGAACUGUGCACAAAGGGGCUGGGUUCCUCUGUUCACGCUCUGAAAGCUAGAGGCGUCAGUUUAGCCUGUGUUAGAACGUGCGUAGUCGUUGCCGAAGAGAGGCCACGAAUCGCUUUGACCACGAGCUUUAGUAAACUUUUCUCAGCUUUGGGACUUAGUCCGCGUGCCGUGUCCACUUCCUUCGGGUGUAGGGUAAACACGGCUAUUUGCCUACAGGGUGCGUCGAGUCCGGAACCUUCAACUGUAUACGUAGAUCUUCGCGCGUUACGCAAUGAUCGAGUAUCUUUGGUCGAAAGAGGUAGCCCUCAUUCUCUGUGUUUGAUGGAAUCAGGAAAACUACUCCCCGGAGUGAAAGUAAUCAUCGCCAAUCCAGAAACGAAAGGACAAUGCGGUGAUUCUCAUUUGGGUGAAAUCUGGGUCCAGUCGGCUCAUAACGCCAGUGGUUAUUUCACGAUAUACGGUGACGAGAGCGAUUACGCGGAUCAUUUCAACGCCCGUUUGGUAACAGGAAACACGAACGAGGUGUACGCUAGAACUGGUUAUCUCGGUUUCUUGAGACGUACCGAGAGCGUUCAGCAGUCGGUUAUCAGUGACGUUCCCGGUGACACUUCCGCCGCGGAAGCGGAUCUCGUUCCCGGCGAUGCUGAAUUACACGACGCCGUGUUCGUCGUUGGCGCUCUCGACGAGGCUAUUCUUCUCAGAGGAAUGCGGUAUCAUCCGAUCGAUAUUGAGAAUAGCGUGAUGAGGUGUCACAAGAAAAUAGCAGAAUGUGCCGUAUUCACAUGGACCAACUUGCUGGUGGUGGUGGUAGAGCUUGACGGAAGCGAAAGCGAAGCAUUAGAUCUGGUGGCAUUGGUCACCAGUGCCGUUCUCGAAGAGCAUCAUCUGGUAGUCGGUGUGGUGGUGGUCGUGGAUCCCGGAGUGGUCCCGAUUAAUUCCCGUGGUGAGAAGCAACGAAUGCACCUGCGGGACGGUUUCCUGGCGGAUCAGUUGGAUCCUAUCUAUGUGGCGUACAACAUGUGAACGAUGUCAAAAGACGUGGCAAACUUAUUGCGUGCUGAACCACGCGAGACUGGUGUUGUAUUCUCCAGUACUCGGAAGUACUCUCGACUCGUAGUCACAAGCUGUAUUUCAAAUAGUCUUUCCUCGAGGAAGACGUUCUCUUCGGAAGAGACGAACUUGGAGUAUAUUACUAGGACUCUACGUAUUUUUAAAACAAACGUCGUCCCUAAACAAUCUGUAUUAACGAGCAUAUUCGAAUCUUUUAUUCCCACGUUAAUAAUGUAACGAAUGCAGCUUGUUUGCACUUGGAAAUUCGGAAUCGUCCAUCAUCCUGGAGGAUACAUGAUAUUUCUCUUUGUCAUGAUAUUCGAAGCAAUUUCGUGCGAACAAGCAUCGCGUAUGACAAACUGGGACACGAUAUUAAUAGACCCGUUUCGUACGUGAACCUCCGAUAGAAUCGACGUCUAGCAGAGAAAAUUCUGUAUGUAAAAUGAUUUAGAAACGAUACGCACAGAGCAUCGUCGAUGCUCAUAGGUGUUGAGAUGAUUUUACGUAAUUAUACGUAUUUUACCAACGAAGGAUUUAACGCGCAAAACUAUUCAGACUGUCACGAUUGAUAUACAGCUCAGAAUCGAGUUGGAAUCGUGAUUUUAUACAUUGUAUUUACCUGAAUGUUAAACCGACGAACAGUAUCAUUCAUCAUCAACGACCUCAGAACGGUAGUGAGCUUUUUUAUGAAUGAAAUAAUAUACAUGAAACGUAGACAGAGGUGAAUUUCAUAAAAGGAUUAUACUCUGUUGAAAGUGGAGAAUACAGACGUCUGUUAGAAGAAGUUAAAAGAAACGAGAAGAGAAUUUGAUACGCACUUUAUCGUAGACUGGUGUAGCUUAACGAUUUUUUACUACAUAAAGGUAACGAUUAGCUGAACGUAAUCAUACUAAUGUAAUGAAACGUAAACGGUUUUAACUGUCGACACAGGUAUUUUCUAACGUAUUUGACGCCGAAAUUUUCACGUGCAGGAUGUUUUAAAUUUAAAGGAUCAAACUUUCUUGCUACGUUUUCUAACAAAAUUUUAUUAUUUAAUUAUGAAAUACCCUGUACACGGUUCGCUAUCGCUCUGACUAAGAAUUUUAUGGAACUCCGUUCCGGGUCAAUUUUUCUGUUCUUGGUAUCGUACAACGAUAUUUUCAAGUAUAUAUCAAUUUGGAAUCUUAUUGUGUUUUCAAAUCGAUAAAAAAUAUUUCCUAUCGUUUAGCUGCGUCGCGCACAACACCGCACUUUUAUACCUCGAAUAUUCAUAUUUAUAUUCUGCGGCACGCGAUAAACACAGCGUCUGUAUACAUUGAAAACGUAUACUUUAUUCGUUAAUCCAUUCAGUUUACACAGGUGUUUAAUCCUUUGAAGGAGAAUGGCUCGUUUUGAGUCACUAUUGACAAUUUAUUGCGUGCUGAGAGGGUACACUUUGGAAACCAUUAGAAAACUUAUCACUUGGCCAAUUUUCUGAUAGUAAUAGCUUAACCGUAUUAAGGUUUUCGAAUUCGUAUCUCAGGGUUCUAGAUCGUUUUUAACUAAACAUUGAUAUAAAGAAGAAACAGAAAAAAAAAAAAAGAAAAAACUAUUUAGAACAAUCCCCUUUUGGACACUACGUUUAACCCUUUCGCUGCAGACGACGUAUAUACGCAUCAAUGUACUAUUCAUCAAAUUUCAGUGGUCUCUAGUGGAAGGGUUAAAAAAAAAUACAGAAAGUACAGAUAGCUAGUGGAUGGUUGAGUUCACUCAUAAAGAUUCUUAGUUUAGUCAGUACGAAAAAGUUACCCUCGAUAAUCAAGAAGAAAUCGAUGAAUUACAUGCGCGAAAAAUUUACACAAUUUUUCUCCUUUUGUUCUUCACAUUUUCAUUGCACAAAACUGGUCACUUCGACCAAAGCUCAAUCUUACGUACAUGUAUUGUGUUGCCGCAAUCGUCGACUUUCGGAUGGAAUUUAUUUAAAUCAACUUCUUUUUAUUUUACCCAUCGGUUGUAUUUUCAGUUUAACAAGAGCAUCGAAAUAAGUAAUUAAGAAGCGAUCUAAUCUAACAACGAGAACAAGAAACGUUAAUAAUUUAUAAUUUAUCGUUGGCCUAUAUUUUGAAAAAGAUUUUUGGCACACCUGUUGUACCAAAUGUUAUCCAGAUCCGAAAGUCGACGAUGCAUUCCCUCGUUCCCUUGACAAGUUUUAUCAUUUUCGAGACAUUGUCUGUCGACGUGUACAUUUGUUGAUAGUUUUAUAAUUUUAUAUAUUCUUAUUUUAAUAUAACGACAGAGAAUUGCAGCUAGUGUAGUGUUUCAGAUACACUACGCCCAGAAAGACUUAUCGCGCGAAUCGUGUUGCGAUUUAUGACGAGACAGGUUUUGCGAUACGCGUGAUACGCGAAUUGUAACAAUUAACAAUUAACACUUUCGUGACCGAUCAAUCUGAUGCGAUCAUUAAUCUGAGAGUAGUAAAACUUUUCAAUGAAAGAUAGGAAAAUAAAAUUGGCAAAUCUAUUUUCCAGUUACCAUUGAAACUAUAAAUGAAAUGAAAUGAUAAAUUUGUAAAGUUUUAAAAUAAAAAAACGGUCACGAGUGUGUUAAUUACAUCCCAGAUGUCCAUUUACAGGCGUCUUGUAAAUACGUAUGAAAACUGGCGAAUUAAUUAGGAUUCCUUUACUUUUGCGACGCGUCUUACAGUCUUGAGAACCUGUUGUACUUGUAUGUCAACAAAUACAAUGCUGUCGUUCGUUUAUAACGUUACACUAGAACCUUCAGUAUCCAACGAAUCGUCGACGAAUGUCCACGACAGGAAGAUAACAUGUAAAACGUUUCAAGUGCAAAGGGUUGUAAGUACCGUAUCCGUUUCCUCUACUUUUUCUUUUUUAAUAAUUAAGCUAUCGUGCCAUGUCACCUUGCGUUCUUUUGCGCUUGAACACUUUUCUUUCCAACAAAGAGAGAAAAAUAAAAAGGGUUCGUGCGUGCGUGGAAACGAAAUCGUAUCAAUGUGCAGCAUUAAGGGUUUUCUUAUUUUUUAUGGAAUUUGCAAUAAAGAGAAGCCCGUUUUGUUAUUUAUUGCGUAGAAGUAAAUAUCGUCACGUCAGGUCUCAUCGAUAGAAUUGUUUACAUUAGCACAGCUCGGUUCCGUUAUGAUUUCUCAAGUACAAAUCGAAAUCGUAUUCCCCUCACUCGACUCGUUCGUUUACCCACGUGUAACGUCUAUUUAACAAUUUCUUACGUAUUUCUGCUGGUUUUUUUUUUUUUUUAUCGAGCUAAUUCUAUAGACUGAGAGCAAGUGAAAGGGUUUCGUUUGAAUUAGCAGUGAUAUACGUAUACCCAUUUCGUAUCGCUGUACGAGCGAAAAUUAUCGGACAGGUUUUGCUAAAUAGAAUCGUACGAUGUAAUCAUCGGAUAAUCGAAUGAAAAUGGGCGAGAAAAAGAACGUCGACAUCCGACCCAACGAGUGAGACUGAUGAGAGUGCGUGUGCGAGGAACUUGGUUGUAUUAUGUAUAAAUGUUGAUAAUUAGUUGAUAGGAAUGUGUGAGGAACACUUGUCUCAUCGUUUUACGAUCGCGAAGAUGAAGAAGUUCAUUUCUUCGGAGUCCAGUGAAACAAUUCUUUAAGAAAACCCUGUCGCGUGUAUAACCCUGGACCUUCUGAAAAUGGUCCUAGGCUGUGUAAAUAUAUUACGCCCCCUCUCAUCCCCUUGUACCCUUGCGUUAGAAGUUACUAAGGUACGAUAUAGUUUGUACGUUAAAGUAUAUAUAUAUAUAUAUAUAUAAAUAUUACCACGGAAUUAUUAUAAAUGUAAACGGUCACAGUCCUUAACAAGCCCGUAGCAUUUUGCCUGUAUCAAUCGAAACGAGAAUUAUUAAUGUUUCGUGUAUAACAUCCCCCUUUUUUCCGGUUACCAAAAAUCCCUCUUCCUUCAUCCUUGCCCCUCCUCGUCUCUUCGUUCGAGACACUGCGAGAGGGAUGGAUAAGAAGAGGGUAAACUUGGCGAAAUCGAAAUAAGAAAAAAGAGAAGAAGAAACGGACGAUAGAGAAGGAACGUCGUAGCAAUUUUUAUUAUAUAGGGUGUUCAGCUGGGGAUGAACUUUGGGAGGAUGAUAACUGGAGUGAUUCUGAACAAUUUUUUCCUUUACCAAAAUGCUCGUCAAGGCUUAGUUUUUGAAUUAUUAAUGAAAAACACUCAAGCAAGGAGUGUGCACAGCGCGCAGGCGCAACCACGGGAGUGUCGGGUACGAACCGACGUACACCGAGUAGUUUGUUCGCGAGCUCAGUUCGUAGCCGACACUCCCGUGGCUGAGCUCGCGCGCUCUGAUCGCUUGAUGUCUUUUUUAAUUAAUAAUAAAAUUAUUCAGAAUUACCAUAGCUACCACCUUCUCAAACCACCCUUAGUCGAACAUCCUGUAUAGUCCGUAGCGGACUUUUUUUCGUUUUCGUUUUUGUCAAAGUAAAGAGAGGAAGAAUAUGAAAGAAACACAGGAUGAACGACGUCGACACUCGAUCGAGUUCCGUCGUUUCGCUAAAUAAAUGUUGCUAAAGUGAAUUAAUCCGACAACUUCGAACCCAAGCGCCUCUUUGUAAUCCACUCGAUAUUCACGAGGAGCUUCGCGAGCUACCAUCAAUAAACGUAAUGUACAUUUUUUUGCAACGAG